Molecule: messenger RNA, 1701 nt
Organism: Arvicanthis niloticus (Nile rat)
Lineage: Eukaryota; Metazoa; Chordata; Mammalia; Rodentia; Muridae
Source: RefSeq, a predicted model, not a curated record
GACUACUCUGAGCGUGGAGGAGUUGUGCGCCUGCGCGGGUGGGAAACAGUGCUCGGCGGCCAGCGACGACUGCUAGACCCUCGGCAGCGGCUGCUGAGGCUGGUGAGGAUCGCGGAGCCGGGGCGGUGGACCUUUCCUGCGACAGGGUGCAGCGGAGACCCGCGCUCCUUCCCUCGGCCGCUGCGCGUGGAUUCGCGUUUUUCUUCCCUGCCAGGCUCUUGCGUUGAAGGUUUCCUUUUUGUUAACUCAAAUACAGCCAGUCAAUGCAAACCAAAAUAAGGUGGCACAACAGAAGCUAUCUUCAUUGAAGAAAUACUAUCCAUGAUUAUAUUAUAUUUCCCACUGGGAGGAGAACCUGGAGACAAAUUUUCCAUACUUUAAGCAGUUUUAAUGGCAGAAAGAAGACAAGCUUAUAGUGUACAGGAAGCAGUGGAGCAACUGAUAGGACCUGGUGGACAAAAAUGGGCCAAUAUGGAUCCAGAAGAACGAAUGUUAGCUGCUGCUACAGCAUUUACACAUAUCUGUGCAGGGCAAGGUGAAGGAGAUACAAGGAGAGAAGCCCAGGCUGGCCAGUAUGAUCCCUACAGUAAAGCCUCAGUAACACCAGGAAAGAGACCUGCUCUUCCUAUGCACCUGCAUGUCCCAUAUACAGGAAGCCACGUCCCAUAUACAGGAAGCCGUGUCACCUCAACUGUUUCAGAGACGUCCCAAAAAUGCAGAAAACCAGUGAAGAGGAAGGUGCUCCGAAGAAAGCCAGAUGGGGAAGUGCUAGUGACAGAUGAGUCUGUUGUCAGUGAGUCUGAGUCUGGUACAGAAAGUGAUUUGGAUCUCUGGGACUUGAGACACAGGCUGAUGAACCUGCAAUUCCAAGACGGCACAGAAUCCCCAGUUGGCACUUCACAAAAAUAUAACCUACCAUGUGAAUACCCAGGAGUUUCACAAGAAGAUCAGCUCAUUUGCUAUCUACGAAGAGAAGAAAUGGGCCCUCCUGUUUAUGAACAAGACUUGAUUGUUGCCAGCAGACCCAAGUCCUUUAUUCUCCCCAGACUGGAUCAGUUAAGCCGAAACCGGGGCAAGAUAGACCGAGUAGCCAGAUACUUUGAGUACAAAAGGGACUGGGAUUCAAUGCGGUUUCCUGGUGAAGACCAUAGAAAGGAGUUACGAUGGAGUGUCCGAGGGCAAAUGCUUUCCCGAACAGAACCUCAGUCCAAGCCUCAACAUGUGUAUGUUCCAAACAAUUACCUAGUACCAACUGAGAAGAAAAGAUCUGCCCUUCGUUGGGGUGUCCGUUGUGACCUUGCAAAUGGUGUCAUGCCCAAGAAGCUUCCCUUUCCUCUUUCUCCUUCUUAAGUCCUUUAAAAAAAAAAAAAAAAAAAAAAAAAAGUUUCUCCUACCAAAGGAUUUAGAAUAACCUAGUUCUUUAUCUCUCCUUUAAAUACAACUGCCUUGAAAAGCAGGCAGAACACAGAAUAAAUACUUCACUGGUUCUUCCUAUCAUUGUUGGUAUGUCACAUAGAUACCACACACCACUUGAAUUUCCAAAUUGCCAUUCUCAAAUACAGCAAUUGGUGGGGGCUGGGGGCGGGGUGUCUACUGAAAUUUGUCAAAGUGCCAUUUUGAAAAGACUUGUAAACUGGUGGUUUUUUUUUUUUUUUUUUAAUUUAAUAUUAAGCUCAUCUAUUAAAGAAUUUUGGAAAAUGA